This is a messenger RNA of Lycium ferocissimum, 1335 nucleotides long. Its product is annotated as 15-cis-zeta-carotene isomerase, chloroplastic-like. The transcript has 4 exons. Gene Ontology annotation, cellular component: chloroplast. Gene Ontology annotation, molecular function: 9,15,9'-tri-cis-zeta-carotene isomerase activity. The record is from RefSeq and is a predicted model, not a curated record. Lineage: Eukaryota; Viridiplantae; Streptophyta; Magnoliopsida; Solanales; Solanaceae. The coding region runs from base 1 to 1131 and encodes 376 amino acids. Gene Ontology annotation, biological process: carotene biosynthetic process.
AUGGCAACUUCAAUUUUCCUCUCACACCCUCUUUCUCCUUUCUCUCCUCUAUCAAAACACCACAAAAUACCAACUGCCAAACAAACCUCAACCAUAUCAUCAUAUCACUUCAACAAACACAUACUACCAAACAACCCCACCACCAAAACACCAUUUCCAUCAUUUCCCAAUUCUCUUUUUCCAUUUUCCUCAAAACCAAGAAAGCAAUUCAAUCCAAUAUCAGUAGGAAGAACACAAACAGAUGAAAAAGAUGAAAUCUUGGUUGGUGAAGAUUCAGCUGAAUUUGAGUUAUCCAAACAAAAGAUUUCAUCUUGGGUUUACUUUCUUGGAAUUCUUGGUGUUGUUCUUUAUGCUCUUAAUGUUAUUUGGAUUGACAAUUCAACUGGCUUUGGAAAAUCAUUCAUUGAUGCUGUUUCCACUAUUUCAGAUAGCCAUGAGAUUGUAAUGCUUUCCCUUACCUUCAUUUUCGCAAUAGUCCACAGUGGUCUUGCUAGUCUUAGAGACAAAGGUGAGGAACUCAUUGGGGAGCGUGCUUUUCGUGUAUUGUUUGCUGGGAUUUCUUUGCCAUUGGCAGUCAGCACAAUUGUGUAUUUCAUUAACCACCGAUACGAUGGAGUGCAGUUAUGGGAAUUAAAAAGCAUGGCUGGGAUUCAUGAACUAGUUUGGUUUUCUAACUUUAUUUCCUUCUUCUUCCUAUACCCGUCGACAUUCAAUUUACUGGAAGUAGCGGCUGUUGACAAGCCCAAGAUGCAUCUUUGGGAAACCGGGAUUAUGAGGAUUACCAGGCAUCCACAGAUGGUUGGGCAGGUGAUAUGGUGCUUAGCUCACACGCUAUGGAUCGGGAAUUCAGUUGCAAUGGCAGCGUCAGUAGGAUUAAUCGGACAUCAUCUGUUUGGUGCCUGGAACGGGGACCGAAGGUUAGCAAUACGAUAUGCUGAGGCUUUUGAAGCCAUGAAGAAGAGAACGAGUGUCAUUCCAUUUGCAGCUAUUCUUGAUGGACGCCAAAAGUUGCCUGAAGAUUAUUACAAGGAAUUUAUCAGAUUGCCAUAUGUAUCAAUAACAGCAUUGACAUUAGGUGCUUACUUCCUCCACCCCAUUAUGCAAGCUGCCAGUUAUCGGCUACACUGGUAGCCCUGCUGUGUCACAAAACUCUCUUCAAUACAAGAAAUCGCGAGUCCGAGUUGAAUAUUUUCCAAGGUAUAUAAAGUUACUGUUGUAGAAACUAUUAAACUCUCUAUGGUGAGGGAGUAGGAAACCAAAGAAAGAAGAGAAAAUAUAAAGGAUUCAGUUUACUGUGUUUGGAAGUGCAAGUUCUAAGUUUUGUUUCCAUUCAAA